AUGGCGUCCAUGGCCUCAUCUCUGCAGAGGGCGCAAGCCCCUGUUCGUAGAGCACUAUGCAGCACGCCCGCCGCCGCCCGAUCCUUUGCCACGGUCCCUUCUCCUAGCGACUCGGCCAAAGCCGCCAAACCAAGGCGCAAGACCUACUUCAAAGAUACAGACGUCGCAUCAUUCUCCGACUUCAUCGCUACCUCGUCACCAGCCCAGCAGCUCUCCACCUCAGAGGCCUACUCUCUCCGAACCGCCGAAGUCGGGCCAGCCGGCAAGAAGAGAACAAUCACACGACUGCCCGAGUGGCUCAAGACGCCGAUUCCCGCAGGAAACGACAACUUCAAAAAGAUCAAGAGCGAUCUGCGAGGUCUCGGCCUCCACACCGUGUGCGAAGAGGCACGAUGCCCCAACAUCUCCGAGUGCUGGGGUGGUUCAGAUAAGAGCGCCGCCACUGCAACCAUUAUGCUCAUGGGCGACACCUGCACGCGAGGAUGUCGUUUCUGCAGCGUAAAGACGAACAGGGCGCCCGCGCCGCUGGACCCCCACGAGCCGGAACACACUGCCGAGGCCCUUGCGCGAUGGGGCCUGGGCUACGUCGUUUUGACGAGCGUCGACCGAGAUGACCUGGCCGACGGGGGCGCCAGGCACUUUGCCGAGACGAUUCGCAAGAUUAAGCAGAAGAGGUCGUCGCUGCUGGUGGAAGCGCUGACGGGCGACUUCAUGGGCGACCUGGACAUGGUCAAGAUCGUGGCCGAGAGCGGGCUGGACGUGUACGCGCACAAUGUCGAGACCGUCGAGGCCCUGACGCCGUACGUCCGCGACCGCAGGGCCACGUUCCGGCAGAGCUUAAAGGUGCUGAAGCACGUCAAGGACGUGCGUGGCAAGGAGGGCAUCAUCACCAAGACCAGCAUCAUGCUCGGCCUCGGCGAGCAGGAGCACGAGAUGAUGGAUGCUCUGCGGGACGUCGACGUCGUCACCUUUGGCCAGUACAUGCGCCCUACGAAGCGCCACCUCAAGGUCGAAAAGUACAUCACGCCCGACGAGUUUGAAAUGUGGCGCCAGCGAGCCCUGGACAUGGGCUUCCUCUACUGUGCGAGCGGUCCUCUGGUGCGCUCAUCCUACAAGGCCGGCGAGGCGUUUAUCGAGAAUGUCCUACGCAAGAGAGCAGGCGAGAAGGGCAUGGCGUCGCCCGCGGCGGAGGAGAAUAUCGCCAAGGCGGUGGCUAUGGAUGCCGAGACUCGGCGAUGA
Messenger RNA from Metarhizium brunneum ARSEF 3297, 1239 nucleotides. Lineage: Eukaryota; Fungi; Ascomycota; Sordariomycetes; Hypocreales; Clavicipitaceae. The record is from RefSeq and is a predicted model, not a curated record.